ACAAAAGGUACGCACUGAGAAAUUGUUUUGAAGAAUAUUUAAUGCCAUGUAACCACGUGUCACAUGAAAAAUAUUUUCCAUCCAUAGGGGGCCAGGGUCAGACUACUCGCUGAUGUUUCAUUCGUGGAAGUGACAUGGAUCAGAUAAGAUUCGGCAUCCUUCUUAGAACUAUUGUUUUGCAGUGUUUUAUCAUGAGGAAUGUGUUGUCUAUUCAGAAAAGAGAAUGGGUUGAUACCCCAACAUCAAAAUUAACAGAGGGAGAUGUGGCAUGUUUCUCUGAAUACAUGGAGAUGUGGAUCCACAGUGCGAGAAUUGAAGGGUUGGGAGUCUGGCUGUCUGGGGCCUUACGAAUGCAAAUCAACCUUGCAUCUCUUGAUCGCCUAAACCUCCAGCUGUCUGCUUGUGGAUUCUCGUUGCACAAAGACCCUGACAAGAACUUUAUUUUUAGAGUCAGUUACACUGGAUGUUUUGUCCAGGAACAGCAUGGCUUCCAUGUGCUUACACUGAAUUUGGUGAAGAGGAUAAAUCGAUUUGGAGGCAGACCUCAAAAUUUCAUAAUGACGUGCCCCGUGGUUUCUGUACUGCUCAACAGAGAGAAAAUCCAGUGUGACUCAGAGUAUAUUCAGGUGAUCAGACAACUUCCCUAUGACAACUGGAAUAAUGAGUUGCAGUGGUCUCUGUCUUUGAGCGAUCACCUCAUUGUAGCUCUGGAGGAUGCCAGCCUGAUCCAGAUGAACAUUGACAGGAUUGGACCAGACAUUGCAGUCCAAGGCAGGAGGAGGGAGAUCUUGAGCCCUGUAAAGGUAAUAGAAAACGAAGGGGAAUUCUUGGCCUUGAAGCUGGUCAGUGGUCAGUAUGCCUACAGUAUGGAAGCUAUGUGUCCAAAAGUGACUGCAUCCACAGCAGAGGAGACUGUGCUGCACAUUGUCAAACGACGCAUGGGCUUGAUCAAACGAGGCAGCUACGACAGUGAAGGACUGACACUCAGUGAUGUGUCAGUGAACCAGACAGAUAAUUUCACUGUGCAUGAGACGAGUGAAUUUGUGACACUGAUCAUUCCUACAACCCAAAUACUCCAGACCAAGACCUGUGCAGACAGCAGACAUCUCCUACAGUCGUUCUACAGGGUGGAUGUUGUGCUCACCUUCAAAGAGACAAAUCACAAAAUGCAUUGGACCAUGGAGAACACACUGCCAUGCACAGCUGGGUCUGCUGCAUCCUCCCCUGGUCCAAACAUCACAUCCAUGCUUAACUUUAAAAAUGAGAAUUUAACUACAGAACAAUUGUUGCUGGACAGCUAAAUUAGUUCACCUCACACACAGACAGAGGGCAGCAGUUUUAACAUUGAAGAGAUGUCUGAGAGUCAAAGCAGGAAUUUAUCUUCUGGGUUUGAUGGUGACGCUGUCAAUACCUUUAAUGCCACUGGAACAGAUUUGUCUUUCCACAUAACAGUUGCACAAGAACAAGAAUAUCAACAAUUCAACUCUGCCAGUGGGAAUAAAGAGCAGCAAAAGUAGAGAAAGCUAAAGUGGAUUUGGUAGGAUUAGA
Messenger RNA from Toxotes jaculatrix (banded archerfish), 1548 nucleotides. RefSeq names its product chromosome 2 C1orf127 homolog (gene ciroz). The record is from RefSeq and is a predicted model, not a curated record. Bases 135 to 1301 code for a protein of 388 amino acids. Lineage: Eukaryota; Metazoa; Chordata; Actinopteri; Toxotidae. The transcript is spliced from 12 exons.